GCCAUGCCCAGGACAGCCCCGCAGAAUCCAGCUAUGGACACGGCUAUCAGUACUACCCCAACAUCCCUCCUGUCCCCCAGGGGCCUGGUGGCAACCCACUCCACGGGGUGACCGUCUUCCCGCCUCUGAGGACCAUCCCGGUGGUACGAGCCCAGAACCCCGCGCACAACGGGCGGGUGUGCAGCACCUGGGGGGACUUCCACUACAAGACCUUCGACGGCGACGUGUUCCGCUUCCCCGGCCUCUGCAACUACGUGUUCUCGGCGCACUGCGGGGCGGCCUAUGAGGACUUCAACGUCCAGCUGCGCCGCGCCCGGGAGUCUGGGGCCGCCGUGGUGACCCGGAUCCUCAUGAAGUUGAACGGCCUGGUCGUGGAGCUGACCAGGGGCUCGGUCCUGGUCAAUGGCCACCCGGUCCAGCUGCCCUUCAGCCAGUCUGGGGUCUUCAUCGAGCAGAGCAGCAGCUACCUGAAGGUGAAGGCCAGGCUGGGAUUGGUGCUCAUGUGGAACCACGACGACAGCCUGCUGCUGGAACUGGACACCAAAUACGCCAACAAGACCUGCGGGCUCUGUGGGGACUUCAACGGCAUGCCCGUGGUGGGCGAGCUCCUCUCCCACAACACCAAGCUGACCCCCUUGGAGUUCGGGAACCUUCAGAAGAUGGAUGGCCCCACGGAGCAGUGCCAGGACCCCGUCCCCAUGCCCCCCGAGAACUGCACAGCCAGUGUUGACAUCUGCGCAGAGCUCUUGGGGGUCCCGCAGCUUGCAGACUGCUUGGCCCUGGUGGACACAGGCCACUACCUGGAGGCCUGCCGGCAGGACCUGUGUCUCUGCCAGCGGGACCCGACCAGCUGUGUCUGCCACACCCUCGCUGAGUACACGCGGCAGUGUGCCCACGCCGGGGGGCUGCCCCAGGACUGGCGGGGCCCUGGCCUCUGCCCCCAGACGUGCCCUCACAACAUGCAGUACCAUGAGUGCCACCCACCCUGCUCUGACACCUGCUCCAAUCCCGAGCACUCCCAGGCCUGCGAGGACCACUGCGUGGCCGGCUGCUUCUGCCCCGAGGGGACGGUGCUUGAUGACAUUGGCGACGGCGGCUGCGUCCCGGUGUCCCAGUGUGCCUGCACGUACAAUGGGGCCACCUACGCGCCGGGGACCAUCUACUCCACGGACUGCACCCACUGCACCUGCUCAGGAGGCCGGUGGAGCUGCCGGGAGGUUCCGUGUCCAGGCACCUGCUCUGUGCUCGGCGGCGCCCACUUCUCCACCUUUGAUGAGAGGCUGUACACAGUCCACGGGGACUGCAGCUAUGUGCUGGCCAAGCCCUGUGACAGCAGCACCUUCACCGUGCUGGCCGAGCUGCGCCGGUGCGGGCUGACGGACAGCGAGACCUGCCUGAAGAGUGUCACACUGGGCCUGGGCGCGGCGCAGACGGUGGUUGUGAUCAAGGCCAGUGGGGAGGUGUUCGUGAACCAGAUCUACACCCAGCUGCCGGUGUCCACAGCCAACGUCACCCUCUUCAGACCCUCCACCUUCUUCAUCAUUGCGCAAACCAGCCUGGGCCUGCAGCUGGACGUGCAGCUGGUGCCCACCAUGCAGGUGUCCGUGCGGCUGGCGCCCGAGCUCCGUGGCCAGAUCUGCGGUCUCUGCGGGAACUUCAACCAGAACCAGGCCGACGACUUCACGGCCCUCAGCGGCGUGGUGGAGGGCACGGCCGCGGCCUUCGCCAACACCUGGAAGGCCCAGGCUGCCUGCCCCAACGCCCGGAACAGCUUUGAGGACCCCUGCGCCCUCAGCGUGGAGAAUGAGAAGUACGCCCAGCACUGGUGCUCGCGGCUGACCCACGCGGAAGGCCCCUUCGCCCCGUGCCACGCUGUCGUGAACCCCGGCGCCUACUACGCGAACUGCAUGUUCGACACGUGCAACUGUGAGAAGAGCGAGGACUGCCUGUGCGCCGCCCUGUCCGCCUACGUGCGCGCCUGCGCCGCCAAGGGUGUGCUGCUCCGCGGCUGGAGAGACGGCGUCUGCACGAAGCCCAUGACCACCUGCCCCAAGUCCAUGACCUACCAGUACCACGUGAGCACCUGCCAGCCCACCUGCCGUGCCCUGGGUGAGCCCGACGUCACCUGUGGCGUGGCCUUUGUGCCCGUGGAUGGCUGCACCUGCCCCACGGGCACCUUCCUGGAUGACGCGGGCAAGUGUGUGCCGGCCACCAGCUGUCCCUGCUACCACCAGGGCUCCGUGGUCCCCAACGGGGAGUCAGUGCACGACAGCGGGGCCGUCUGCACCUGCACACAGGGGAGACUGACCUGCAUCGGCGGCCCCGUCCCCGCCCCAGCAUGCGCCGCGCCCAUGGUGUACUUUGACUGCUACAACGCCACACCCGGGACCCCUGGGGCUGGCUGUCAGAAGAGCUGCCUCACGCUGGACAUGACCUGUUACAGCCCGCAGUGCGUGCCCGGCUGCGUGUGCCCCGACGGGCUGGUGGCGGAUGGUGAGGGCGGCUGCAUCGCCGUGGAAGACUGUCCUUGCGUGCACAACGGGGCCAGCUACCGGGCCGGCCAGACCAUCCGCGUGGGCUGCAACACCUG
Molecule: messenger RNA, 2590 nt
Organism: Carlito syrichta (Philippine tarsier)
Lineage: Eukaryota; Metazoa; Chordata; Mammalia; Primates; Tarsiidae
Product: mucin-5AC-like
Exons: 20
Cellular component (GO): extracellular matrix
Molecular function (GO): protein binding
Source: RefSeq, a predicted model, not a curated record